Messenger RNA from Rhipicephalus microplus (southern cattle tick), 1390 nucleotides. It is a transcript of the gene Pbp49, whose product is annotated as proximal sequence element A Pbp49. Gene Ontology annotation, molecular function: core promoter sequence-specific DNA binding; bent DNA binding; RNA polymerase III type 3 promoter sequence-specific DNA binding. NCBI's taxonomy places the organism in Eukaryota, Metazoa, Arthropoda, Arachnida, Ixodida, Ixodidae. Gene Ontology annotation, biological process: snRNA transcription by RNA polymerase III; snRNA transcription by RNA polymerase II. Gene Ontology annotation, cellular component: snRNA-activating protein complex. The record is from RefSeq and is a predicted model, not a curated record.
UCUCGCCACUCAACACUUCUAGUACUCUCUACUAGUGCUAGCAUUGAUGCGAGAAAACGCAAACCAAACGCACAGGCUGCGAAGUGUUGGCGCGAACAUUCUUGCGGUUUGCAUCACGUCGUUCGACUGGUAGGUGUUCUGUGGUUCGACUAUCACGACGCUAUCACAGAACAUGGACGCGGUGCACGAAACGGAGAACCGGCCAUUCAUCGGGGAGGUGAUGUCACCGGCAGAGUUCAAAAGGAAUUGGAACGAUGCUUUGAAAAACGACCAGCAGGCCGACGAUCCGACCUUACGAGAAGCUCUCAUGAAAGCUCUGAAUGUCCCAGAAGCUGUGUUGAAAACUCUAGAGGAAGACUGCAGCCCAUCUACUCUGAGCUGUGGAGAAGAAAGCAUGGAUAUAGAAAAGCUCCCCGACUACGACGGUCUUGUUACCUUGAGGCUGCAAAAAGAGGACAUUGAGAAGCGAGAAGCUGACGAAGCAUAUCGUUUGAAGACGUCUCAACACUUUCGCAAAGUUUGCUUCCUUUCAAAAGUGAACUGCACGAAGCGCGGAGAUCCCUGGAAUGCCCAAGAAGACGACGACCCUGUGCCUAGCAACGAGGUAGUACUGAUAGUACAGGUCUUCAAGCCCAUCAAAAUGCCUGUAGUAUUGAAGAAAGUGCGCUUGGGUGCUCAAAACUUUUCUUUCAAGAUCCAAGCUGAGUUGGCAAUGCUCGGCUGCCAGACAUUGCGCACCUUGCGUGAGAAAAUUUCUUGCGUGUCAGACGCUGUAAUUGUUGGAGACUUCAGCGAUGACCCCGACAGAACUUCAGACCAACAAGCUAGUGACCUAUACAAGUCAGCGUUCUUCUACAUAGGGAACACAUUCUACAAUGACAUGAGUGACCCAUCGUGCAGAGACUACAGCGAAGUAAUAAUAGAAUGGGCGAAAGAUCCCAAACGAGAAAUUGGCCCCUUUAACGUCGCAGACAUGGCAGACACCAAACUUGUAGACCUGAACCUCCGUCUGGGAUACCCUUAUGUCUACGUUCACCAGGGAUACUGUGAGCACCUGGUGGUCUUCUCUGACAUGAGGAUGCACCAUCCGCACGACAGCCAGUGCUUGGCGGACUACCCAGUGGCACUGCAAGCAUUUCCACGUGGCAAGAGCGUGUUCUGCAUGAUGUGCCACAAGAAGAUUGCCACGUGGGUGACCUACGAGAAUGAACGUGUCACCAGUGACCCGUACUUCUUCUGUGAUGGCUGUUUUCGGUCGUACAACUACACUGCCGACAAUCAGAAGAUAGGCAAUUUUCGAGCGACUCAUUUUUUGGACUGGAACAAUGUACUGUAGUGUGUAUGUAUAACAGAUUAAUUUAUUGCAAUAAUAAAGUGUGUAACCAAUGAG